Molecule: messenger RNA, 1190 nt
Organism: Daldinia caldariorum
Lineage: Eukaryota; Fungi; Ascomycota; Sordariomycetes; Xylariales; Hypoxylaceae
Product: peptidase S24/S26A/S26B/S26C
Exons: 4
Coding region: 309-935 (208 amino acids)
Biological process (GO): mitochondrial respiratory chain complex assembly
Cellular component (GO): mitochondrial inner membrane peptidase complex; membrane
Molecular function (GO): serine-type endopeptidase activity
Source: RefSeq, a predicted model, not a curated record
UGCCAGGGGAUGAGAUGGGAGAUGAGAUGGGAUGAAACCCAAGAAACUUGGUGGUUAUUUACAUUUAUGUGCUUAAGCAGUACUGUGAAAACUAUGAACUGCGUUAAAUAAUAUCUCUUUAAUUGGUAAUCUGUAUAUCCAUCAGUUCCAAUAUCUAGGUUGAUCAUUGGUGUGAUGUGAAUUCAGUUAUUGAAAAUCGAAGCAUAAGAUAUUAUAAUAAAACAUAUGAAAGGUCUCGCCCUUCAGCACAUCAACCUUAAUACACCGAGGUCUCAUCUCAGGUUGAGGUCUACAUCUAUUUACGCCUAAUGGCGUUCCGGCCGAUAUGGGCUCGAAUCAAACGUGAUCAUCAGCGCGCUGGCAGAUUCGGCUAUCGUCUAUUCGCAUUCGCAACGUGGAUUCCUGUGGUCUCCAUGUUCAACCACUAUAUCGGAGAACUGGCUUGGAUUAGCGGGCCGUCGAUGUAUCCGUUCUUAAAUGCAGAGAAGGACCAGACGACUCGGAACGAUGUAGUUGUUAAAUACAAGUUCAAUGCGCAGUACGGGCUGCGACGAGGCAUGAUUGUCAUUUUCUGGAACCCUUAUAAUCCGGAAGUCGAGGCCGUUAAGAGGAUUGUUGGGCUUGAAGGUGAUGUCAUAAGGACGCGAAGCCCGUAUCCCUCUCCUACAGUCCGCGUGCCGAUGGGGCACGUCUGGGUUGAGGGCGAUGGAGGCGAGCGUUUAAGCAGAGACAGUAAUGAUUAUGAUUCGGCAGAGUACAAUGGUGGGAUUAUGCAGGGAAUAUUAGGAAUUAAAAACAACGAUAAAACUUCCAUUUACUCAUUGCCAGUUUUCUCAGACUCCUCAGCUUUCUCAACCCUUUUGGAAGAAAGAAGCCCCUUACCUCUCAAGGAAACGAGGCUUGAAGGUGUCUAUCUAAAUAACCGUAAGAUUUAGUAACUCGGUUUUCGUUUUCCAGUCUGCCGGUAAAAGAAAGGCGAAAAAAAGAAAGAAAAAAAAAGAAUUAACUUAUCUAAGAUAAGAGAUAAGGCGCCCACAGGCCACCAACCCUCGGGCGCGAAGGCCCGUGAUAAACCGCGCGUAAACCGAAAUGGCCGAUUAGGUACAAUUUAGUACUAUUUGUACAAGGAAAUUUUCCCACCGUCUAUACUUAUUCGAAGAUUUUCAACAUUAAGUAGGUGAUCGCUCUCG